Messenger RNA from Megalops cyprinoides (Indo-Pacific tarpon), 1694 nucleotides. Its product is annotated as interleukin-10 receptor subunit beta-like. NCBI's taxonomy places the organism in Eukaryota, Metazoa, Chordata, Actinopteri, Elopiformes, Megalopidae. Gene Ontology annotation, molecular function: protein binding. The transcript is spliced from 7 exons. Bases 21 to 1064 code for a protein of 347 amino acids. The record is from RefSeq and is a predicted model, not a curated record.
UGGGUUUCCUCAGCCGCGAAAUGGUUUUUCCUUUUUAUUCAAAGAGCUGCUUUUUCAGCUUUUCUGUGUCAGUGGUGCUGGCCAUUGUACCUGAUCCCAAGAACGUGAGGGUGACCUCCGUCAACAUGGGUGCGGUCUUAGAAUGGGAUGUGUCCCAUCAAGCACCUGGAAACCUCACCUACACAGCGGAAUACAGCUCUGACACUGCCUUUAAGGCUGUGUGCCAAAACCAAACAGAGCAAAGAUGUGACUUCACCACAGUGAUCAGUCCUUAUGGAAUUUACGUGUUUCAAGUAAGAGCAGAGCUGCAAGAGGAGACCUCUCAGUGGGUGAAGACCUCAGAAUUCAUUCCGGACAGCAACACCCUGAUCGGAGCUCCUACAGUGAGGCUAGUAUCUAAAAAUGGAAGCCUUGAGAUGGAUAUUAGAGAGCCUGUUCUGAGGGUGUCCUCACUCAAAGAGGUCUACAGCCGGGUGUCCUACAACAUCAAAUACUGGAGAGAGGGCUAUGAAGAUCAGGUCACUAUGAUGAGUGACAUUCAGCAAACCAGAGUGGGGUUGAGCCGGCUGGAGCCGUGGACUAGGUACUGCGUUCAGGUCCAGGUCUUCAUCAAGACUUUCCAAAAGAGGGGAGAGUUCAGUGAGGUGACAUGUGAGACCACCACCACAAAUGGGAGGAUGGAGCCAUGGAAGAUAGGUGUGGUCUUGGUGGUGAGUUUUGUGGCGGUGUCUGUGACUUUUCCAUUGUUGUUCCUGCUCACGUGCUACAGUUACAAAGGCCUGAAGUUCCUCUUCCCCACUGCCAAACUGCCCGAGCACUUCAGACAGUACCUGAUUGAGCCAUCAUCACAUUCCAACAUCUUCAUGGCCAUGCAGAACAUCCCCCAGAUGGAUGAGCAGUACCACGAGGUUAGCGUCAUUUCAGAGUGGAUGGAGGGCCCCCUGGAAGAGGGAGGACCCCUCUACAGUCACUCCGAGAGACUGCAGGGGAGGGAAGAGGAGGCAGGAAAGGAAAUGGAAGAAGACGAAGAAAAAUAUAGCAAUACUGUAACACAUGUCGAUUGAGAUGUUUGACUUAGGAUAAAGUGGAUUCAAAAAACUGAAAAAUAUUUCAGUCCAUAUUUUAUCACAACAGGCUUUCUUAUCAGUGGUUUCAUAAAGACCACACUGCUGGAGUGGCAAAUUUAUUUUAUAAACAAAGUGAUGUUGUAUAGUAGAUGACCUGUCAUUCCACCUCUUCCAUUUUCACCACAUUGCUCAUACCUGGUUGCUUUAUUGUUGAAAAUGACUGUGUGUUUCUCAUAGCAGACCACAACAAUUACAGCCUCAUUAACUAAGCAGUCAAGCACAAAUAGAGUCCAGCAAUACUCUGGACUGUGAAAGAAGCUUUUUUUUUUUGCUGUCCUCUUGAGAGAAAGAAAGUGAUUUCUGUAAUUAUUUGGCUGAUGGUUUCUUGCUUAUUCAGAUUUUAAGGGCAUCUCCAUGGCAAAAUUGUGACAUAACUGUACCCUUUGGUAUGACUAAUACGGAAAAAAGAGAGGUGUCAUAGCUGCAGCCAGCCUGAGGGACCUGACUCCAAUUCAGUGGAAAAAGGCUAACCUUUGCUCAUUUCUAGAUUAUUUUUGUGACUGUAUGAAGAUGCAGCUGUAGACAGUUGUAAGCGUACCUCCCCUACCAUGGUUUCAUCUGUCAAGA